Molecule: messenger RNA, 642 nt
Organism: Cladocopium goreaui
Lineage: Eukaryota; Dinophyceae; Suessiales; Symbiodiniaceae
Source: the annotation of a GenBank genome assembly
GACAUCACACAGAUUGUGAAGGUCAUGGAUGCCUUCAACAAAAACAGAGAAAUUGUGUCUACCCUCCGGGAGGCUGGGCUUACAAGCCAAACUGCUAGCGGCAAGGCUCUCGUUUUCUGCAACACCAAAAGAAUGUGCGAGAGCCUUUCGAACGAGCUGUAUCGCCAAGGUCUUCCUUGCACAUCCAUUCAUGGUGACAAGGACCAGAGGCAGCGUGAAGAGGCUCUCAAUGGUCUGAAAAGUGGACGAUUCAAGGUUCUCAUUGCUACGGAUGUGGCUGCACGUGGAUUAGACAUCAAGGGUGUCGGCCUGGUCAUAAACUUUGAUCCAGCCAACAACACAGAGGAUUACGUCCACCGUAUUGGUCGCACUGGCCGUGCUGGGGCGAAGGGAUUCGCCAUCACCUUCAUGACAGGGCAAGACGCAGCCAAAGCCAGGGGAAUCAUUGAAGUCAUGGAGCGGACCAACCAGGAGAUCAGCGGAGACCUUCUGCGACUUGCAGGUGCCGCACCGCCGGGAGGUGGGAAAGGACGCACUAGAGGAGGUGCUCCACGAAGAGGCAAAGGGCGGAGCCCAAGCCCUUAGACGCUGAGACGCGGAGCCGCGAAAACUCGCUUGCUCCAUGGAAAAGCCUUCAGAAAA